Molecule: messenger RNA, 1610 nt
Organism: Cucumis sativus (cucumber)
Lineage: Eukaryota; Viridiplantae; Streptophyta; Magnoliopsida; Cucurbitales; Cucurbitaceae
Exons: 5
Coding region: 340-1599 (419 amino acids)
Molecular function (GO): nucleic acid binding; zinc ion binding
Source: RefSeq, a predicted model, not a curated record
UCUUCUCUUUUCCUCUCCGUUCCGUCCAAACCCAGCCGGACGUCGCUGCAACCGUCGGCCGCCAUCUCUGUUCGCGAAGCAAGGCCGCCGCGUGAACCUGUAACCGCCGGCUGUCUCCCCUCUCCUUUCUCCUCUGUUUUCAGCCCAGCCGCGCGCCGAUUUCUUCUCCUCCGUCGUCUGCACUGCCGCGCGACUCUCCGGCCAUCUGUAUACGGUCUCUCCGCCGCACGUCAUCUCUUCGCAAAGCCACUACUCGAUUUCUUUCGCGAAGAUUUGGGUUCAUUCUUCAUAGACUUCAACGUGGUUAAGGAGCUUAACAAAUUUGAAAGCAAAGGAAUUAUGCCGCCAAGGGAAGAAGUACGUAGAGGAGGUCGUAGAGGCCGAGGUAGAGGAGCAGGAGGCCGAGGUAGAGGAGUAGGUCGUAAUCAGCCUACUGAGGGUCAAGCUGAACAUCGAAUUCCUGCUGCACCCGUGACUCACGUCGAGUUUGAUGCACUGUCUGCUCACAUGGAGCAGAGGUUUACAGAACUUAUGACAGCCAUAGCUCAAAACCAGCAGGCACCUGCAGUCCCACCUGCACCUGUAGUUCCCCCUGCACCAGCAGCCCCUCCUGCACAAGAAUUACCUAACCAACUUUCUGCUGAGGCGAAACAUUUGAGGGACUUUCGGAAGUAUGACCCUCAGACGUUUGAUGGGUCACUGGAGGAUCCUACUAAAGCUGAAAUGUGGUUGUCCUCUGUGGAAACCAUAUUUAAUUACAUGAGAUGUCCUGAGGAGCACAGAGUUCAGUGUGCUGCUUUUCUACUGAGGGACAGAGGCAUUAUCUGGUGGAGGACUACCAUGCGCAUGCUAGGUGGAGAUGUGAGGCAGAUUACCUGGGAUCAGUUUAAGGACUGCUUCUAUACCAAGUUUUUCUCGGCUAACCUUAGAGACGCCAAAAGCCAGGAAUUCUUGGAGUUGAAGCAAGGAUAUAUGACAGUCGAGGAGUACGACCAGGAGUUUGAUAUGCUGUCACGUUUUGCCCCUGAGCUUGUUAGUAAUGAGCAGGCUAGAGCUGAUAGGUUCGUCAAGGGAUUGAGAGAUGAAAUUAGGGGUUUUGUGCGAGCACUAAAGCCCACUACCCAAGCUGAAGCACUGCGUCUGGCAGUGGAUAUGAGUAUUGGGAAGGAUGAAAGACAGCCAAGGAGCUUUAAUAAGGGAUCGUCGUCGGGUCAAAAGAGAAAAGUAGAGCAGAGAACUGUAGGAGUUCCUCAGAGGAACAUGAGACCAGGUGAUUCUUUUCGCAGUUUCCAGCAGAGUUCUGGCGGUGCAGGAGACACUACUCAAGAGAGGCCAGUAUGUGAUACGUGUGGGAAACGCCACCUGGGUCGUUGUUUGAUGGGAACGAGAGUCUGUUAUAAGUGCAAGCAAGAGGGACACAUGGCUGAUAGGUGUCCCUUGAGAUCUACUGGGGCUGGAUCGAGCAGUCAGGGAGAGAGACCUCCACAGCGGGGUACAAUCUUUGCCACUAAUAGAUCAGAGGCAGAGAAGGCCGGCACAGUAGUGACAGGCAAAGGUAAUAAAGGCGGCAAACCGGCGAGGGGCAGGAAGGAAGCGUGAUGCCAUAGGAA